Messenger RNA from Corythoichthys intestinalis (scribbled pipefish), 13313 nucleotides. Its product is annotated as ataxin-1-like. Lineage: Eukaryota; Metazoa; Chordata; Actinopteri; Syngnathiformes; Syngnathidae. Gene Ontology annotation, cellular component: nucleus. The coding region runs from base 1511 to 3970 and encodes 819 amino acids. The record is from RefSeq and is a predicted model, not a curated record. The transcript has 3 exons. Gene Ontology annotation, molecular function: RNA binding; protein binding. Gene Ontology annotation, biological process: negative regulation of transcription by RNA polymerase II; nervous system development.
UAAAUAUAGACUCUGCUGCACAGGGCUGUAAAUGUCUAGUCUAGCAGGUGAGAUAUGGAUAUCAGCAUUACUGACUACACAAAUGUCACUCCAGGGUCAUUAUAUUUUGCUUUUCUGUGGGAGGCAUUAUGACUAAGUCGGGUCACUCUGGAUACAAUAUCACUGCUUCCUUGUCUCCUCCUGCUGCAGAGAGAUGUUAUUGCUAUGAAACGGAGGAUCAAUGCAAGCGCAGGCGGGGGUUGGAGGGUGUACUGCUGCGUAAGAGAGGACAUGUAUCUGCCUUUCACCUGGAGUCACCAACGGCUACACGUACUCUGUGUGGUUGUGCAGGUUUUUGUCAGGGGCUAUCACUCCAUCUCAGCAUAUGAGAAUGCCUCAUUUGUGCCUCCGCCCCUCUCUAACUGAUGUCAUCCCUUUAUCACACUUGUCUUCGGAGAAGGGACAGUCCGGGGUGCCAUCCAGAGCAUUCCCGCCGUCUUGACUCGCUGUGACAUUCAUGCCUUAAAAGCUUUGUUCCCCAUAGCAUUGCACAGGGGCGUAUGUUUUCUAGAGUUACUAAUCUAAUAAUAGGUUGGAACUUGGAAGAUCAAAAGAUGUCUGUGUGACCAUGUGCACAGUGAGCACUGUGUUAAUAAUCCAGUGGAAAACACCUUCCUAUCAGUUCUAUUUAAUGUCAAGUCAGGUCGCAUUUUAGCAUUUUUUAGUGUUUCCUUGCAUGCUUGCUGUAUUGUGCUAAAAUGAUGAUGUAAUUACAGGUGUUUAUGAGGUGGGGUUGUUGCCAUAGAGUGAUGCUGCAUGGUGUGUACUGUGAUUGUGUGUUUAUAUGUACAGUGACAGCACAAGGCAGGGGGCUGAUGCUGUAGGCGCUGUUCAAUAUGGGUCAGGAGGAGCGGCACUGUCUUUCUUACCCUAUUCUCACUCCCUCUUCCCCAUUCCGAAUCCUCUCCCUGCUUUUCUACAAUUCAUAUUACUCUAUCUGUCAUCCUACAAUGCCGCGCUUCCUCGCCUCCCCCUCACUUUUUCUCUACGCUCUUUGUCUCAUUUGCUGGAUCUAUGAGGCUUUAUGGUCACAUAUAUUGCUCAGUUUUUUUCCUAACUGGUUCUUUGGCAAACUGUAGCCUUGUCCUAUCUUGGUAAUACUCAUUCAAACAAUAGCCGACCAUGGUCCACUUUGGAUUACUUCAUAUAUUUUAUGUAGGACACUUGUGUCUGCCUAGUGUGUUGAACCUCCUAUACAAUAAGAAGAAAGAGCAGCUCCUUUGAAUGAUUCCCACCAACAUUGUGGAAGAAGUGGAUCCAUUGGAGAUGAUUCCACAUGAAGUUUAUAGCGCUCAUUUUAUGAGCUGUAGCAAUUACACCGCGUGUGGAUUGAGACCUGGCAAUGUAUGCCAGUGACCACAAGUAGAGACAUCACACCCUGGAAAAGAGAGAAGACAUUAACACUGAGAGCGAGUUGAGACUCUGAAGACAACAGAAGUGCCAACUGAGACAUCAAAACCAGCCUUGCACAAUGAAAUCAAAUCAGGAGCGAAGUAAUGGAUGCCUGCCACCCAAAAAGCGAGAAAUCCUUGCACUGGAACAGAGGCCAGUCGCAGUGGCUACAUCAACUACUCCUGUUGUUCAUAACAAUCCUGCUCCCCAUACUGAAAACCUUGCCUGGUUGGCAAGUGUGGCCAGUGAACGAUGCAGGUCCAGAGACUCAGAGAGCCCACUAUGUCCCAUAACAUCGACCACCUCUUCCUCUCCUACUAUUCCAACCUCAGCUACUACCCUAUCAGCAGUGCCGUUGGCUUCGCUGCCCACAGUUUACCCCACAGCCAUUCCUCAGCCAUCAGGAACCAUACAGUUUGCUCAGCUCGGACCUAAUGUUCAGUUCAUAAGCUCCGGGCCCUAUGCAAGCUAUAUCUCCUCUCAUGUCGUUCCCGCCAAUACCAGCCCUAUGGGACAGCGCCCUCACCUCGAUGGUUACACUACUGCUCUGAUUUCGCCUGGCACCAAAGGGGAACAGCAGUUUCAAAUCGGCCUCUCUCCCACAGAGCUUGCUCCCGUCUCCCUCCCAAACUCUCCACAAGUCACCAGCCAGUACAUCCAUCUUGAUAGCAGAACCCCUCUGACAGUCAGUGGUGCUGCAGUGUCGACACCUGGAGCCCACCUACAGCUUCAUCCUCAUACCGCUGUCCUCCCUCAAACGCUCACACUCGCUCCCUCCCAGCUGGUUGUUCAGUAUGCAGAUGGAUCUACCAUUAAGAAACCAGAGGUGCAUGCUAAGACUGUGCUGAACGGUGAACAAGUGGUCAAACAAAUUAAUGCUCCCACACAACCAACAAACCAUCAGCAAGUUCAGAGCUAUGAGGCACGACACAUCCUUGUGCCAGCAGACUAUGGUCAGAACUCAUCAGGACUUCAGACCUCUUUAGUACUUGUGGCCCAACCAAACCAUGGUGCUGAUCAGGAACAUAGUUCAAAUAAAAUUUCCUUAGUUCAGACUGAGAAAGGAGGCAUCUGUUUGGGAAAACCCAUAUCAAGAUCUUCCUCCUUCUCCUCCCUCUCAUCAUCAGACGUCAUGAAGUCCGUCACACCCCAUACAGUAAUUCAGACAACAUUACCCCCUGAAGAGCUCCCAGCCAGUCUUUAUUCUUCUACUCAAGCACCCAUCAUUGGCUAUAUCACCAGUGCCAACCAGCAUGCAGUUAGCUACCAUGCUGCGCUGCCACAGCACUUGGUCAUUCCAGGUGGUCAAUCCCUGCUCAUCCCAGUCAGCGGUGCAAAUAACAGCACAGAAAUGGAGACCAGCCGUGCUGUCUGUUCCAUGACCACGACCACGACGCCUCAAAUAUCCACCGCAAUGCCUCAUGCAUAUCUUGCCACUGCCCUGUCCAAAUGUGAGUCAAUAGGUCCAGAUGGAAAUCAAGUUCCCGUUGCUGUAGCCCCACCCCCAGCAAUCCCAGCCUUGCCUUCAAACCCAGUCCCUGCAGUAGUGGCAGCUCCUUCUCCAGUCCCAGCUCCCGUCACAUUUCCUGUCAAUGCUCCAGUCCCUACUUCCAUUCAAGCUUCUUCUGCAAUCUCCUCUCCCUCCUCCCCUGUGGCACUCCCUCCUUUCUUUAUGCGAGGCUCAAUAAUCCAGCUUGCUGAUGGAGAGCUGAAGCGUGUGGAGGACCUCAAAACUGAGGACUUUAUCCAGAGUGCAGAGAUCAGCAGUGAGCUGAAGAUCGACUCCAGCACUGUUGAACGAAUUGAUACCGGACAGAGUCCUAAUGCUGUGGUCAUACAGUUUUCUGUCGGGGAACUUAAAGCUCAGGUGUGUGUGGAAGUUCUUGUGGAGUAUCCCUUCUUCGUAUUCGGACAGGGGUGGUCGUCCUGUUGUCCUGACCGGACCACGCAGCUCUUUGAGCUGUCAUGCGCUAAGCUGUGCGUAGGUGAUGUUUGUGUGUCUUUGACCCUUCGGGGUCUAAGGAAUGGUUCUCUAUCAGACAGCCAGGUUUUGGGGGCAAGGCUGAAGAGCGCAAGACUCUCUGACCCUGGAAACAACACAGAUUCAACUGUCAACAACAGUCCAAGACGUAACACGACAGGCAUUAACAGCGGUCUUCUCAUGAAGGCUUCUGGUGUCGAAAGGAUAGUUGGAACUGCGUCCGGACGGCAGUUACUCACAGAAAUGGGACUAAAUCCAGGAUCAGUGGUGGGGACCUCUGCUGGAGAAUCGGUGCUGGCAGUCUCUGGAACUGCAGGUACAAGACAGAGAUCCGAGAAAAUAGAUAUGCCCACACUCUGCAAAAUACAGUCCAGAGAUCCAGACAGAACCACUGUUCGCAAGAGACGUUGGUCCGCUCCGGAGCGAGACCAGACUGAAAGAGUAGAGGGGGAACCUCCGUUGACUCUGCUAAAACCCUCCAUCAUCUCUCAGGAGGUGAAAAUCAGCAUAGAGGGCCACUCGAGCAGCGGCAGAGAAAAAUGCUUGAACAAACUGUAGACUGUCAAGGGAUCUUGAACAUGUUUGUACUGUGUUCAUUCACUUUGUGUUCUCUUUAUUCAGACUACUUUAAAAUAGCAAAGUUUACAAAGUAUCACCAUUUUAUUUCUGCUAUAGGUUCAGACACCUUCAACAAAGUACAGUGUGUGGCUGCACACACUGUGCAAUCAGUGCAAUCAAUGCUGUAAGCAAAAAUGAGUGCGGUGCGAAUGUUAAGCUUGAGUGCUGGUAAGAUACCUAUAAGUGUGUCAUCCAUCAUGAGCUGGAUCUCAGUUGUCACAUCGUUCACAGCCGUACUUGCAACAUGGACAAACAAACAUGAACAAGCACAGAAUACGGAUGUUCAUGUGUAGAAAGGCAAGCCAUCAUGUGUGUCUUUUAGGAGUUAUGUGAUGAGUGGUAGUACAUUUAAGAGUCAAAGAUCAAUUUCAUGGUGAUAUUAAUUUGGCAAUAAUUAUGGCAGAGAUAUUUGCAACCUCACACAUCUGUUCGAUGUUUAAUUAUAAUCUUCAGUCUUUCACACCAUUGAGUGUGUGUGCUGCCACAGAUUAUGUGUUUGUGCGUUCCUCAACAUUGAGGCACAAGGUGUGCACAGGGGUCAGGUAUGAAUGUACUGUACACCACAGAUUUUGACUUAUGAAGUCAUGGGUACAUUGUUCGUUGCAAAAGCAAUGAGUACAAUGUGCGACAAUUUGAUACAGAUGCGUUUGCAAAUUGUGUGUCACAGCAGUUUCAUAAUCAGACAUUCCUAUGGUAGUUAAAGAUGGUGUUUUUAGGUCUGGCUGCAUUUACCAUUUCUAUGAAGAAAAAAUUCAAGUUACUACAAAUUGGAAUAUAUUUAUAGUACCAAUGUGCACUCUGAAAAAUUACAUCACUACUUUUAAAGAGGACCAUGGCGUGUACAUGGGUUAGUACCUCAAUGCGUAUAUGCUUUUGUACCACUGACGCUUGACUUUUACAACUUGAGAGCACCUUUGGAGUCCAUUAGCCCUGUUGGGUAUAGUUGGCUAGAUUGCUCCUUUAGUGGCAUAAAUGGACUUCCACUGCACCCCUACAUCUUAAGCAUUUUGAGCAGAUCUACACUAAACCGAAGUUGGCAAGCCAAUUGCAACCACUUGUCUUACGAUGCAUCCCACAGACACGAAGAAACCUCAACCACCAUUUAGGGUCAGGAAGUCAAAUACACUCGUCCUUUAAGCCCUCUUUUGGGUUCCAGAGGGAAAUACAGUAUGUGGCAUCACAGCCGCUAAGUGAUCCUAUAGCUAGCUGUCGACUUCCAGCUCCCAUUGACUGCUCACUACCCUGGGAAUCUAAUGCCGCAGUUCCACUGCAUAGUAUGUGCUUAGCCUAGAUUUUCUGUCAUCAUUUUAGGAUGGUUGAUUUUUUCACCUCAGAAAUAUUACUGUAAAAGACUGGGAAGCUCAAACAUCAUUGGAAAAAAAAAAAACAACAACAAUGAGGAACAAAUCUCUUUUAUAUUUACCAUUGGCUUCAGUAAGAAGACAAAGCAUAGACUUCAAAAUGGUAUUGAGGGGACACGGGGCCGAUUAACGGGGCCUAUCUCCGUCAAAGCUGACCAAGAGGAAACACAGCUUUUCACGUUGAAAAUUCUUGUGAAUAAAUGCGUAAAUCCCGCAAUUCUAUAUAGAUAUGGACGUUAAACAGUUUCGAUUCUUGGUUAAAAACAAACAAAAACAAAAAAAACGGGCAGUUAGCAUUUAUUUUUAGGAAAUAUGUCGAAUGUGCUGCUCGUCUUUAAGUCACUGUGGCGCCACCUUACCACAACAAAGAACUUUUUACGUUAAAAUUCCUGUGAAUAAAUGCUUAAAUCCUUGAUUUCUUUAUAGAUAUGGUUGUAAAAAAGUCUCGAUUCUUGGGUUAAAGCAAAAAAAUACGGGCAGUAUAAUUUAUUUUACGUAAAUAUGUCGAAUGUGCUGCUCGUCUUUAAGUCACUGUGGUGCCGCCUUACCACAACAAAGAGCUUUUUGCGUUGAAAUUCUUGUGAAUAAAUCAUAAAUCCCUGAAUUCUUUAUAAAUAUGGACGUAAACAGUCUCGAUUCUUUGUUAAAAGAGCAAAGAACCGGGCAGUUAGCAUGUAUUUUACGUAACUAUUGUGAACUAUGAUGCCAAUGCUGUUACGGCUAAUUUCUCCCAUUGAUUUUUUUUUUUUACAGUGUUUCAAAAUGCAUGCAUGGUAUGAAAAAUAAUAAUUACCUUGAACCCUCAAACAAAUCAAUCCUGAGACAAUCCUUUCUGUUUGUAUGCGGGACAUCUUUCGCACUUUUACCCAAAAUCCGGCGUUGAAUCACUGCAUGUGUCGAGUCGACCGACUGUGAAUAACUGAAGCGGAUUGUGGGAUGGGCCCCCUGGUUGAAGGCGUUGCACAGUGGCUGGCUGAAUGGACCCGUCAAGACAAUUAUGAAGUCUAUGGAGAAAGUUUAGCAAAAACGGUGUCACAAAAUACAUACAGCUGGGCAAAUAAGUAUUUGGUCAACCUCCAAUUGUGCAAGUUCUCCUACUUGAAAAGAUUAGAGAGGCUUGUAAUUGUCGACAUGGGUAAACCUCAACUAUGACAGACGGAAUGUGGGAAAAAAACAGAAAAUCACAUUGAUUUUUAAAGAAUUUAUUUCCAAAUUAGAGUGGAAAAUAAGUAUUUGGUCACCUACAAACAAGCAAGAUUUCUGGCUGUCAGAGGGGUCUAACUUCUUCUAACGAGGUCUAAAGAGAUUCCACUUGCUACCUGUAUUAAUGGCACCUGUUUUAACUCAUUAUGGGUAUAAAAGACACCUGUCCACAAGCUCAGUCAGUGCCACUCCAAACUUCACUAUGGCCAAGACCAAAGAGCUGUCGAAGGACACCAGAGUCAAAAUUGUAGACGACUUGCACCAGGCUGGGAAGACUGAAUCUGCAGUUGGGAAAACGCUUGGUGUAAAGAAAUCAAUUGUGGGAGCAAUUAUGACAAAAUGGAAGACAUACAAGACCACUGAAAAUCUCCAUCGAUCUGGGGCUCCAUGCAAGAUCUCACCCCGUGGCGUCAAAAUGAUAACAAGAACGGUGAACAAAAAUCCCAGAACCACACGGGGGGACCUAGUGAAUGCCCUACAGAGAGCUGGGACCACAGUAACAAAACACAGUAACAACAUACCCACUGUGAAGCAUGGGGGUGGAAACAUCAUGCUUCGGGGCUGUUUUUCUGCAAAGGGACCAGGACGACUGAGCUGUGUAAAGGAAAGAAUGAAUGGGGCCAUGUAUCAAGAGAUUUUGAGUGAAAAUCUCCUUCCAUCAGCAAGAGCACUGAAGAUGAGACGUGGCUGGGUCUUUCAGCAUGGCAUCCCAAACACACAGCCAGGGCAACAAGGGAGUGGCUUCGUAAGAACCAUUUCAAGGUACUGGAGAGGACUAUCCAGUCUCCAGAUCUCAACCCCAUAGAAAAUCAGUGGAGGGAGUUGAAAGUCCGUGUUACCCAACGACAGCCCCAAAACAUCACUGCUCUAGAGGAGAUCUGCAUGGAGGAAUGGGCCAAAAUACCAGUAAAAGUGUGUGAAAAGCUUGUGAAGAGUUAUAGAAAACGUUUGGCCUCCGUUAUUGCCAACAAAGGGUACAUAACAAAGUAUUGAAAUGAACGUUUGGUAUUGUCCAAAUACUUAUUUCCCACCAUGAUUUGCAAAUAAAUUCUUUAAAAAUCAAACAAUGUGAUUUUUUUUUUUUUUUUUUCACAUUCUCUCAUGGUUGAGGUUUACCCAUGUUGACAAUUACAGGCCUCUCUAAUAUUUUCAAGUGAGAGAACUUGCACAAUUAGUGGUUUACUAAAUGCUUAUUUGCCCCACUGUAUUUAAAACCUAAAAUACAAAGAGUUUUCCCUGAGCAUCCGACAGUUCCUUAUUGAGAACAACAUUGGCAUACUGUGGAAACUUAUUAUUAAUGUGUAAUAAUCCUUACAUGAGCACAUGAAAAUCUACCAGAGGAGACUGGAAAAAUGUGUUGACGUCCAAAAUCCUUCAUGGGGGAAACUAUGUCCUCAGUAGUUUAAUUUUCAAACAUAUCUUUUGCUACACCAGUCAAGGAACAUCUUUAUCCCUCAUUUAGUACUUGAUUGCCAAGGACAUAUUGUAAAUAAGGCAGUGCGAUAAGGUAGGGUAACGUGUGUGUUCCAUCCAUGCAGCUUCAUAAGCUAUAAUGAUAUACUAUGAUGUACUCAAAAAUGAUUGAGCAGUUGUUUAUAUCACCCAUAUUUAUUACCUCACAAGCCAAGUAAGUACUGUGCAGUGGAAAAUAGGCAUAAUGCUCUGAAAGUUUAGGUACAGUAUGUACUGGUAAGGGGAAGGUGUAAAACUUUUGAUUUAUUCAGAUUACAAAUGUUCCCAACAAGAAUAGCACUUUGUAAUUCUCAGCUUUUUUUUUUUAAUUCAGGUAAUUAAAUGUUAGACCUUUGGACCAUAUGUUCUUUGAAUUUCUAGGUCAAAUUUUGAGUAAUUCAAUUACCAAGCUGAAUUGUGACGGCCCGCUGUAUGCGUUUUUGAAAAAAAUAUGGAUGAGUAGUAAGCGUGGCGAAGGCAAAAGCACAAUGUUCUCUUUUAAACUAGUUAAAAUCCAGAGAGUGCUCAGUGGAGCACAUGAGAUUGAUAAAUCAGAUGAUUAUAUUAUUAGGGACAUACUACAUAGAAAAGGUUCACCUGGUUUAUAACCAGGAAGGGUGAUGACAGAAUAAAACCUCUUUUUCUCAAUGAAGAUUUUGUCUUCAAGUACAUACAGUACCUGCUACAUCAGCGCCACUGUGGCGUAUGGCUUUUUUCUACCGGUAUUUCAUUUCCUUUUAAAACUAGAGCCAAAAUCCUACAGUUCAUACUCAGGAAAGUUGUGUACGUCUGUAUGCAUGUAUGUGUGACUGAGACGGUAAAUGUAUGUGGUUGAUCACUUGUCUUUGUGUACAUUCUGAGCAGCAGCACUUUGAUGAAGCAUCCGGUUGGUGUGGGGUGAGGAUACUCGAUGAGGAUAAUCAACUGACUGUUUUUCAUCAUGUCCACCAUGUAAAAUGAUGGUAUAGCGGGGCAGGGAAUGUAAACAACCAUUGGAUAAACUAUCUCACCUUUAUUUUUGAUGAUGGAUAGAGCUACUAUUUAGAGAAAGAAAGUCACUGAAAGCCAGCUAAUGUUGAUUUGUACAGUAAAUUGUAUCUUAGAAUGUGUACAGUGUGUCUAUAGAUAUAACCCUUACGUAGCCUAUGUACUGUAUGUGCCACGGCGCCCUUUCUUCAAUCAUUCCAUUUUAGCAGCCAUCAAGGUGGUCCUGUUAUUGCUUCAAUCAUGAAUGUGACACUAUCUUUAAAUUUGGCCUCCUCCAAGAGUUGACAACCUUGCACAGUGUAAAAUAUAAUAUGUGAUGAUCCCGUUCACCUCGAUAGCCAUUGUCCUUUUCUAACUCCGGUAGGUGUUUUCUUGUAACCUAAAAAACAAUUCUGACUGUUCUGUUUGUGUUCUGCUCAGGCUAAACACUGCCCACUGACUGUUGUCCAUGCAAAAUAUCACAUUGUUCACUUAAAUGUAUAACACAACUACUCAAAAUUUGUCAACAGAGUACGGGUUUCGUUUCAUUUCAUUUUCCAUUCAUAGACAGUUACAUUUGGUGGCUAAAUUCAACAAUAUUGUAUAGAAUACUAUCUUUAUAUUGUGUAUUGUGUAACCCCACUACCUUGCGGUAUGGUUUGAUAAAAAUGCUUCUAAAGCCGCACCAAAUCCAAGAGGAUGUCAUGUUUCAGAAACCGCACCCUGAAGUUGGAAGCAGUCUGUGAGUUUGGACCGUGUUGAAGUUCUCCAUCUGAAUUUAUUUCUGCAGACACUAAUCUAAAAUGGCAUCAAUGCAGAGAUAAAUCAAUAAAAUGUGUUGUUGAAAAUAGAAGACAUACUUGUGGCAAAAGUUGAGAUGUUGCACAUUAAAUACAAAGCCAUACACUCUCAGAAAAAGGUAUGCUGUUUUAACUUUAGGGCCACAAUAGCUUGUCAAAAAUGUACUGUUGACACUUACAUUUUACAACUUGGGGAAUAUAUCUGCACCUUUUUGGUCAUGGGAAUGAACAAUUGUUAAAUUGCACAGGAAUAAGACAAGUGACCUAUAACAUCGCUCCUUGUUACAGUGUAGCUAGCAGACGAUUAGCUUAGCAUGGACAGAUGAAAGCGCCUCAAACUGCUGAAAGGAAUUCCUCAAGUAAAAAUGUAGUGUAGGCUACACAGAUUCACAAACUCUAAUCUUAACAAGCAUUCAAAAGACGAUGUCUGUGUCAUAUUUAAGAUGGUGCAGCAUCGUACAUGAAGAUUCUGGGCAUGGCAGCAUUCAGAAAAAAAGACCGAGCUUGCCCACCUCCUCAAACUACAGUGGUAUGAAAAAGUCUUUAGUGAAGCUUUUGGAAUUUCUCACAUUUCUGCAUAAAAUCACCAUCAAAUUUGAUCUGAUAGUUGUUAAAAUCUCACAGAUGAAAAAAAAAAAAGUCUAACUAAAAUCACCCAAACAUUUAUAGGUUUUCAUAUUUUAUUGAGGAUAGUAUGUAAACAAUGACAGAAGGUGGGGUAGUAAGUAGGUGAACCAACACAUUUAAUAUUUUGUGCCCCCCUUUGCCAGCAAUAACUUCAACCAGAUGCUUCCUGUAGCUGCAGAUCAGUCUGGCACAUCGAUCAGGACUAAUCUUGGCCCAUUCCUCUCUACAAAACUGCUGUAGUUCAGUCAAAUUCCUGGGAUGUCUGGCAUGAAUCGCUCUCUUUAAGUCAUGCCACAGCAUCUCAAUGGGGUUCAAGUCUGGACUUUGACUUGGCCACUCCAGAUCGUGUAUUUUGUUCCUCUGAAACCAUUCUGAAGUUGAUUUACUUCUAUGUUUAGGAUCAUUGUCUUGUUGCAUCCUCUUUUUAGCUUCAACUGUCUGACAGAUGGUAUCAGGUUUUCCUGCAAAACAUCCUGAUGAGCUUUUGAAUUCAUUCUUCCAUUAAUGAUUACAAGUUGUCCAGGCCCUGAGGCAGCAAAACAUCCCCAAAUCAUGAUGCUCCCUCCACCAUGCUUCACUGUGGGGAUGAGGUGUUGAUGUUGGUGAGCUGUUCCAUUUUUCCUCCACACAUGACGUUGGGUGUUACUCCCCAAAAAAAUCAUCAGUCCACAAAAUAUUUUGCCAAAACGUCUGUGGAGUGUCCAAGUGUCUUUUUGCAAACAUUAAAAGAGCAACAAUGUCUUUUUUAGACAGCAGUGGCUUCCUCUGUGGAGUCCUCCCAUGAACACCAUUUUUGGCCAUAGUUUUACAUGUACAGUUAAUGUGUGCACAGAGAUAUUGGACUGCGCCAGUGAUUUCUGAAAGUGUUUAGCAGACACUCUAGGGUUCUUUUUUUUCCUUUUUUUUUUUUUAACCUCUCUGAGAAUUCUGUGAUGAACUCUUGGUCUCAUCUUUGGUGGACAGCCUCCCCUGGGAGAGAAGCAACAGCGCCAAACUCUCUCCAUUUGUAGACAACUUCUCUGACUGUUGAUUGAUGAACAUCCAGACUGUUAGAGAUGGUUUUGUAUCCUUUCCCAGCUUUAUACAAAUCAACAAUCGUUAAUUGCAGGUCUUCAGAUAGCUCUUUUGACCGAGCCAUGAUGCACAUAAGACAAUGCUUUUCAUCAAGACAUUUCUUACCAGGUGUGUGAUUUAUAGUGGGCAGGGCAGCUUUAAACCACUCAUCAGUAAUUGGGCACACACCAGACUUAAAUUGUUUGUUAAAACUUGAUUUAGAUUGCUCUUCAAGUCUCCUUAGGCAGAGGGUUCACUUACUUAUUUCCCCCCUUCUGUCAUUGUUUGCAUGCUAUCCUCAUUGAAAUAUGAAAACCUGUAAAUGUUUGGGGGGUUUUAGCUAAAGCGGACACUAUAUUUUCAUCGGUGUGAUUUUGCCAAGACCAGAUCACAUUUGAUCGUGAUUUUAUGCAGAAAUGCGAGAAAUUCCAAAAGGUUCAGAUACUUUUUCAUACCACUAUACAUUCCCCACCCCUGGCACUGAUAGCUCUUUAUUUUUAUAUGAAUAUGAAUUGGAAUUGUAUCUUGACAAACAUUUAGUCAAACACUUGACCAAACUCUUGUGGGUCCAGCAUAUUUACACUUAAUUUAUCAUUCCCCUUCAAGCAAGAAACAGACAUUUUGGCUGAGUUUCAACCAUUGGAUCUUGUGGCAUAAACAAACAAACAAACAAAUACUCAAUUCACAAGUCCGAUAUAUAUAGUCAUUAAAUGUGAAAAGGCCUAAUUGGGUUGGCUAAUUUAUUGAUUGAAUAUAUACUGCAUUGCACUUUGAGAUCUGGAGACACAUUUUCAGUUAUAAAUAGCCAAAGUCUUCCAAAAUGUUGAAGAAGAGAAAAACAAAACAAUUAGGUAUCCAAACUGCAAAUUUGCCUAUUUAACAGAAAUCUAGGGUUUUGCGUGUUUGCACCUGUUAACACACCCAUUUUAAGCACUUUCUUUCCAAAACUUCUGUACACCGACUUUGUAAAUCAGUUUUGUGACGGGGGUUUGUUGGCUAAAUAUCAACUAUAAUGCCCUAUGUCCUUCUUCUCGUCAUCAUGUAUCAAUAAUGUUCCCCUGUUUUGCUGGUGUUGAGGUUUGUUAGUCAAUCUUUACUUACAAUGUUUGAUUUCGAAUUUGAUCAAAUAUAUUCAGAGAAAUAAAGACUAAUGUUAUUCAGUGGGAUUUUUUUUUCUCUUUUUACUUUUGUCUGUCAUCGAGCGUAAUAUUGUAAAUUACAUUAAUUCGCAAAACUGUAAUGUAAAGGCCUGCAUGAACAAAAUAAGUACAUUUGCAAUUAAACUUUAAAGUUUAUGUCGUUAGUUUUCAAACAUGACUUUAGACCAAAUUUGUUUGGAUCAUGUUUUUGUAUAAUAUUACCAUGGCUCAAAGUAUUAUAAAAUACACUAUUGGGGACUAAAACCCUCAAUCUAGUUUUUAAUAAAUCUUUUCUUUUUAUUAUUCUGUGUACUUGGCGAGCAAUAAGUAUCAUUUUGGUGUCACUUGUAAAAGGCCCUGCCUAACCUGGCGUUUAUUUUUCAAUUAUUUUUUUUUACCAUCAGGGGGAGCAAGAGAUCUUCCACUGAAGUGUAGGAGUGAAAAGCUGUUAUCCAUAUGGUUGGGGAGAAGCUCAAAUGAAUAAUGAAGAAAAACAAAUACUCAAACAUGAAAAACAAGAUUAAUUUUGGGUGCUGCUUAUAGUAUGUGACACUUUGCCGUGUAUAUGCAUAACAUUCAACAUUGUGGAAAAAAAAACAUACACAACAUAAAAAAAUGGUUUAUCAUGUUAAGUGUAUUGUUACUUUGCCGGAGUUACAGUUGGUGAAGCCCAAAAUAAAAA